AUGAUACCUUUUGUUUGUCUUUGCGCAGUGACGAAGACGGUGUGCGCAGAGCAGUGCGACGGCCGCUGCUUCGGCCCCUACGUCAGUGACUGCUGCCAUCGAGAGUGCGCUGGGGGCUGCUCGGGGCCCAAGGACACCGACUGUUUUGCGUGCACUAACUUCAACGACAGCGGUGCGUGCGUGACCCAGUGCCCUCAGCCAUUCGUCUACAACCCCACGUCCUUCCAGCUGGAGCACAACCCCAGAGCCAAGUACACCUACGGGGCCUUCUGCGUGAAAAAGUGUCCACAUAACUUUGUGGUGGACCAUAGUUCAUGUGUGCGAGCGUGUCCGAGCAACAAGAUGGAGGUGGAGGAGAACCGGAUCAAGAUGUGUAUACCGUGCACGGAUAUCUGCCCGAAAGUGUGUGACGGCAUAGGCACAGGCAGUCUGCAGACAGCUCAAACCGUCGACGCCAGUAAUAUAGACAAGUUUGUCAACUGCACCAAAAUCAAUGGAAACCUCAUUUUUCUCAUCACUGGCAUUAAAGGGGACAUGUAUCACGGCAUCGGACCCAUGGACCCUGAGCGGCUGAACGUGUUCCGCACCGUCAAGGAGAUCACAGGUUUCCUCAACAUCCAGUCGUGGCCGGAAAACAUGACUGACUUGGGAGUGUUCUCUAACCUGGCAACCAUUGGGGGGAGGUCUCUGUACAGUGGCAGUGGGAUCUCGCUGCUGAUCCUGAAGCAGCGCUGGAUCUCCUCCCUACAGUUCCAGUCGUUGUCCGAGAUCAGCGCCGGGAACGUCUACAUUUUCAACAACAGCCGUUUGUGCUUCUAUAACACAGUCAACUGGACCUCCCUGUUCAGGACGUCCAGCCAGAAGGUCCUCAUCCGUAACAACAGGGACCCCAGGGAGUGCGUGGAGCAGAGGAUGGCGUGCGACCACAUGUGCUCAGAUGAGGGCUGCUGGGGCCCGGGGCCGGACCAGUGUCUCUCCUGCCGCUUCUUCCGCCGCGGACGCACCUGUGUGGAGGCCUGCAGCCUUUUUGACGGGGAGGUGCGGGAGUUCGCCAAUGGGUCUGUGUGCCUGGAGUGCGACGGCCAGUGUGACAAGAUGGACGGCGAUACCAUGACGUGCCUUGGACAGGGCCCAGACCAGUGCGUCAAAUGCCUGCACUUCAAAGACGGACCCAACUGUGUGGAGAAGUGUCCUGACGGCGUACAGGGCGCCCACGGCUUCAUCUUCAAAUAUGCCAAGGCCAACAACGAGUGUCACCCAUGCCACGCCAACUGCACCCAAGGAUGUGUGGGGCCAAGACUUAAAGACUGUGUAGGAUUGAUGGACAGGACCCCCCUGAUUGCAGCAGGUGUCAUCGGUGGCCUCUUCCUGAUGGUCAUCGUGGCCCUCAGCGUGGCUGUGUAUGUGCGUCGCAAGAGCAUUAAGAAGAAGCGAGCGCUGCGCCGCUUCCUGGAAACAGAAGACGUCACGUCGGUGUGUCACUAG
Knipowitschia caucasica is the source of this 1485-nucleotide messenger RNA. The record is from the annotation of a GenBank genome assembly. NCBI's taxonomy places the organism in Eukaryota, Metazoa, Chordata, Actinopteri, Gobiiformes, Gobiidae.